AUGGCGCCAGCAGUGGUCGGAUCACGCUUUGACCAGCUUCCUUCUGAUGUGAUAGACAUCAUCACGGAGAAGAUCCGUUGCGACUGCCUGCAAAGCUUCCAGGCCCUGAAGCGAACCAGCCGCAGUCUGCGUCAGUCCGCACAGCGGUGCAGCAAGGCUCUGAUCCUGACGCCUUCCAGGCGCUGCAAGAACGGUCUGUUUGUGCGUCAGAAAGCGACUUCAAAGAGCGCAUCAAAGACAUCGAGGCUUCCGAAGAAGAUCCUGUCGCAAGAGUUGAGCCAGUGUGCUCAGGUAUCCAAGCUGGUGGUCAAGAGAAUCACAUGCUUCAGAGCGGGUCGCAACUCCUCCAUUUUGGACCCACUGAUUUGCAUGCCCUGGAGGGACAUUGAAAUAGACGGACUAUGUCGUGGCGAGAACCGCAGAACUUUUCUGAGGAGCCAAUGGGGAGAAGGGUUUCCGGAGGAGCAGAUAAUCCUCCGUUCUGCAGCCAGCCUCAAAGAAUUGAUCCUUAUAGACUUUGAUUUCGUGGGAAUGAAGGGUAUCACACCUUUGUUGCACAAACUUCCUAACCUCGAGACUCUGAAGGUGGGAGGAUUCUACUUAAGAGGCUACCCGGAAUGCCUGGUGCGCAGCUUUGCGAAGCACGAAUGCCUGAAGACGUUGGACGUCGCAGACUUUGCCUGCCGGAAUCGUGGCUUCUUCAUGGCCCCCUCGGAUCAGCAGUUGGUCCCUGAGAACGCGAUCCCCACGCCGAAAAAUGAGAAGGCAAAACAGAGGAGCCUCCAAUGGAUGUGCGAGCAGAGCGGCAUACCACAAGGGCUGUCGGAGCUCGAAGCAGUCAGUUUCGAGAUAGAAGAGAAGCCGGGGGAGUGGCAGUGCAUCAAGAGAGUUUGUAGGCAGUAG
Messenger RNA from Klebsormidium nitens, 903 nucleotides. The record is from the annotation of a GenBank genome assembly. Lineage: Eukaryota; Viridiplantae; Streptophyta; Klebsormidiophyceae; Klebsormidiales; Klebsormidiaceae.